AUGGUCAACCCAACUCUUCGAAGAGAUUGGCUGAGGAAGAAACACAAAUUCGACGUGCGAGCAGACAAGGUUCUCGAUUUUGUUGCGCAAAGCACGAGCAACUUCGAAAGAAUUGUCGACGAACUCUGCAAAGAAAAAAGGAGAGCUGAAGAGAGACUGGAUGAUUGUAUGCAGUUGCAGGAAAAGCAGCUCUUUCGCAUCCUCCGAAAGGAAAUGACAGUAGAGGCCGAAGUAACGGCGGAGCAGAUCAGAAACCUGAAGGAGCAGGUGGAACAACAGGAGGUGAGAAUUGCUAAUCUCAAAGAGAUUAUGCACACAAGAGAACAUGAGAAGAUGGAAGAAACCGAGCUGAACAAGAAAGGCGCCACUCUAGAACGAGCACAAACGGAGACGGAAACUGAUCGAGACUACUUCGAGAAAAUGAUUCAAGAAAUACAAGGAGACGAGGAAGUGACAAAUGAGCAAGAAGAAGAAUGCACCGACAAUCCGGCACAAGUGGUACAACUCCGCGAACAAGCUCUCGAGUUGGAACAAGUUCUUCUGAAGUUUCCCUACAGAGACAUUGGAGACAGCAGCGGGGUGGCCAACGUCUGUGCUUUUUGCGAUGCUGUAGAUCUUCACUUCUCAGAUUCCUGCCCUGAGGUACAAGACGGGCAUGAUCGGAAUGCAAUCGUGAAUCGAAAGGGACUGUGCAAACGCUGUUUGGGCAAAUGCCCCCAAGACAAGUGCAGAUUCCGCCCAAGAGACUGCUACUACUGCAAGAGAAUCCGUGGGACGAUCAUCGAGGAUCUUGCUCCGCAGAAGGGACAUCAUCGCGCACUGUGUGUCGUGCCGGACCUGAGAGGUGAAGUAAGAGUAAGAAUGAAACGGCUGGAAAAGAAGAUCGAACAUUUACGUUCGGAGCGAGGAUUCAAGCCGGGCGGAGUGUCGACGAGUCGACGAAGCUUCAAAUGUGAUCAUAAUUUGACUGUUACCUUUAAUUGAUUUAGGUGUACUGUAGACGCAAUUGUUAGUAGUGAUUCAUCGUCGUAUGCAACAAUGUUGAAGAUUCUUGAGCUUGCGGGCGCCGACUAUGUUGUUAGAUUUCAUGAGAUAAGCUUGUCAUACAGUAUAAAGGCAGGUGAGGAGAAGGAGCCAGUCGCUUCUUGCUUUUGCAACAAUCGUUCAGUCACA
Messenger RNA from Haemonchus placei, 1173 nucleotides. NCBI's taxonomy places the organism in Eukaryota, Metazoa, Nematoda, Chromadorea, Rhabditida, Trichostrongylidae. The record is from the annotation of a GenBank genome assembly.